AUGUCCAACAACGUCAUCACAUUCACCCCCCGCGAGAUGGAGGUCCUCGCACUGGCCUGGAAAUGCAUGGAGACUCAACCCAAGGUGGACAUGAACAAGCUGGCCUCCCUCACGGGCUACACCCCCGGCAGCGCGAGCGUCACCUUCGGCAAGAUCAAGCAGAAGAUCAGGCUCGUCGGCGACUCCCUCUCCUCCGCUGGUCCUGCUCCGCCUAAGAACGGUUCUCGCGCCAAAGCCACACCGUCAACUACGCCUAGGAAACGCAGCAUGCUGUCCGCCAGCACUCCGCCCUCUGCCAAGAAGUCCAAGCAAGUCCAGCUCGACGACGACGAUGUGGAGGACGAUGACGAGGACUUCCGUGUUGCACGCGUCAAGCGUGAGAUCAAGCGUGAGCCAGAGAUGGAUUUCGAGGAGUUUGGCUUGUGUGCUUUGGAUGGUGGUUCGGGCUCGCGCUCUGCUGCUGUUCGUUCGCCUGGUGGCAAUGGUGGUUUCCUCGAUGGGAUUGAGAAGUACGCCUGGGUCUGA
Molecule: messenger RNA, 525 nt
Organism: Pyrenophora tritici-repentis Pt-1C-BFP
Lineage: Eukaryota; Fungi; Ascomycota; Dothideomycetes; Pleosporales; Pleosporaceae
Source: RefSeq, a predicted model, not a curated record